Molecule: messenger RNA, 2597 nt
Organism: Loxodonta africana (African savanna elephant)
Lineage: Eukaryota; Metazoa; Chordata; Mammalia; Proboscidea; Elephantidae
Product: keratin, type II cytoskeletal 6A-like
Exons: 9
Coding region: 942-2597 (551 amino acids)
Biological process (GO): keratinization; intermediate filament organization
Cellular component (GO): keratin filament
Molecular function (GO): structural constituent of skin epidermis
Source: RefSeq, a predicted model, not a curated record
UGUCCUAUUCAUUUUGGAUUCUUUAGAUUGAAGGUCUAAGAGACCUUUUCAAAACAGCAGAGAGAGAGAUGUCUAUGAAUUUCAACUGGGAAGAAAAAUUUCAUGAUAAUCAGCUAAAUGGUAAAAGUAAAUGUUGGGGAGGGGCUCAUGAAUGAACAUUAACUGCUUCCAGAAGCCAGGCACCUGGGCAGAGUGGCCUUGGGUUAUGUCUGCUUCUGUCCUCUCAGAAAAUGACAAUUGAGCAGCUUAUCACACAAGACAAAAACAAAUAUUGCCCUUAAAAUGUAAAAGCUCAACUCCUGUGUUCCUCUUGUCUUUCAAGGGAGGGUUAUGUCCCUAAAGUAGCCCCCAGUUCCGUACCGAGGUUAACAGAAGGAGUGGUUCAACUUUGGUGGAAAAAAAACACAACAGGUCACUUCUUGCUCAGGCCUUUGGGCAAAUGCCUCUAAGCCAUGAGGAAGAGUCCCACCCUGGUGGGGAGAGCGCUGCUGGUGAAGGAGAAAACCUGUGUGGGAAGGAGGCACACAAGGGAGUGUCUGAGUAAGCAGAAAAGAAAAAAAAAAAAGGAAGGGACAAUUACCACAGAUCAGCUCCUUGUCUCCUUUGUUUGAGAACAUGACUAACUCAUUACUUCAGUAAAUUUGCAUCCAAACUUAUUGUGUUGUGAUCAAGUCAAGGCUGGAAGGCAGGAGAAUUUCUCUAUGACUAAAGGAAGCCAAAAAAGCAAUCUUCAUAUUUCAUAUCUUUCUAGAAGCUGGAGGUGAUCUCACUAUUUGUAAAGCUUGGCCCAUCCCAACUUGCAAGCUCACCUUCCAGGACUGAGCCCAGCCCAUUCUCACCAUAUAUAAAGUGUGCUGGGAAGCCCUGCUCAGAGUUUCCCUCCUGUCAGCUCCACACCACAGCUCCUCACACUUUCCUCACCUUUUCAUCUUUAGAGAACCAUGUCUAGCAAAUCCACCAUCAUCCGCCGUGGCUUCAGCACCAGCUCGGCCAGAGUCCCUGGAGUAAACCGCUCAGGCUUCAGCAGCGUCUCAGUGUCCCGCUCCAGGGGCGGUGGUGUCCUCGGUGGGGCCUGUGGAGGAGCUGGCUUUGGCAGCAGGAGCCUCUAUGGCCUGGGGGGCUCCAAGAGGAUCUCCAUUGGAGGGGGCAGCUACAUCACAGGGGGUGGAUGUGGCAGCAGAGUUGGAGGUGGCUAUGGCUUUGGAGGAGGAGCCGGGAGCGGAUUUGGUUUUGGCGGUGGAGCUGGUGGUGGCUUUGGGCUUGGUGGUGGAGCUGGCUUUGGUGGUGGCUAUGGGGGCUUCCCUGUCUGCCCACCUGGAGGCAUCCAAGAGGUCACUGUCAACCAGAAUCUCCUCACUCCUCUGAACCUGCAAAUUGACCCCACCAUCCAGCGAGUGAGGACUGAGGAACGGGAACAGAUCAAGACCCUCAACAACAAGUUUGCUUCCUUCAUCGACAAGGUACGGUUCCUGGAGCAGCAGAACAAAGUCCUAGACACCAAGUGGACCCUGCUCCAGGAGCAGGGCACCAAGACCGUGAGGCAGAACCUGGAACCCUUGUUCGAGCAGUACAUCAACAACCUCCGCAGGCAGUUGGACAGCAUCCUUGGGGAGAGAAGCCGCCUGGACUCUGAGCUCAGGGGCAUGCAGGACCUGGUCGAGGACUACAAGAACAAAUAUGAAGAUGAAAUCAACAAGCGCACAGCAGCAGAGAAUGAAUUUGUGACUCUGAAGAAGGAUGUGGAUGCUGCCUACAUGAAUAAGGUUGAACUGCAAGCCAAGGUCGAUAGUCUUACAGAUGAGAUCAAUUUCCUGAAAGUCUUCUAUGAUGCAGAACUGUCUCAGAUGCAAACCCACAUCUCAGACACAUCUGUGGUCCUGUCCAUGGACAACAACCGCAACCUAGACCUGGACAGCAUUAUUGCUGAAGUCAAAGCCCAAUAUGAGGAGAUAGCUCAGAGGAGCCGGGCUGAGGCUGAGUCCUGGUACCAGACCAAGUAUGAAGAGCUGCAGAUCACCGCAGGCAGACAUGGUGACGACCUGCGCACCACCAAGCAGGAGAUUUCUGAGAUCAACCGUGUGAUCCAGAGGCUGAGGUCUGAGAUCGAUCAUGUCAAGAAGCAGUGUGCCAACCUCCAGGCCGCCAUUGCUGAUGCUGAACAGCGUGGGGAGUUGGCCCUCAAGGAUGCCAAGAACAAGCUGGCAGAUCUGGAGGAUGCCUUGCAGAAGGCCAAGCAGGACAUGGCCCGGCUGCUGAAGGAGUACCAGGAGCUGAUGAAUGUCAAGCUUGCCCUGGACGUGGAGAUCGCCACCUACAGAAAGCUGCUGGAAGGAGAGGAAUGCAGGCUGAGUGGGGAAGGCGUUGGACCAGUCAACAUCUCUGUAACGCAGUCUACCAUCUCCGGUGGAUAUGGCAGCUCUGGUGGUGUUGGCAGUGGCUUAGGCCUGGGUGGAGGCAGUGGCUACUCCUACAGCAGUGGCUUCAGUUCCGGGAGUGGCAGAGGCAUUGGAGGUGGCCUCAGCUCUGCUGGGGGCAGCAGUUCCACCAUCAAAUAUACCACCACCUCGUCCUCCAGUAGGAAGAGCUACAAGCACUGA